AUGGCCAUUCCCCUCCCGAUACCUCCACUCCGUCUCUUCGAGAUCGACGACCAGUCUUGGUUUCCCGCCCCUCUCCGCGCCUCCGUCCAAGCAGUCCUGACCUUCCUCUGGGGGUAUAAAGCCCCCAUCCUCCAGCCUGCACCCCCCGCCUCCCUCGUUGCCCGCACGCUCCAAUCCGUCCUCGGCCCCUCCAUUACCGACUACACAUUCGUCGAUUUCUGCUCAGGUGCCGGGGGUCCCACACCGUACAUAGAGCGGGAGGUGAACAAAGCCUUCAACAAGUUGAACGAUGGAGGAAAUAUACUAUUACGGAACGGGCACACGGGGGCGAACGGGCCUGUGAACGGGGAUGGAUCUGGAGGGCGAGGAGGAAGGGUGGAUUUUGUGAUGACGGAUAUACACCCUCAUCUACCAGAAUGGGUGAGAGCCAGCAACAAGAGCAACGACCUACACUACGUCCCGUCCCCCGUCGAUGCGGCCAAUGCCCCGCACGACUUGCUCUCGAUGGCCGGCACGCAAGAGCAGGAUAAGAAAAUCUUCCGCCUCUUUUCUCUCGCCUUCCACCAUUUCCCCAACCCUUUGGCCACUCGCAUCCUGCACAACACCCUCACACACUCCUCCGGCUUUGCGAUCUUUGAGCUGCAAGGCCGUGACUUGGGCAGUAUAAUCACGAUACUAGGAAUGUUCCCGCUAUUGUGGGCGGGGAGUUGGUGGUGGUUUUGGGGCGAUUGGGGAUUGCUGUUCUGGACGUAUGUGGUGCCGGUGGUGCCGUUCGUGUUGGUAUUUGACGGAGUGAUCAGUUGUUUGAGGACGAGGAGGGAGGGGGAGGUGUUGGGGUUAAUUAGAGAGUGUGGGGCUAGUAUGGAGGGGUGGAGAUUUGAGACUGGGAGGGAGGUGCACACGCGGACGGGGGGGACGAUGAAUUACUUUAUUGGAAUUAAGGAGGGGGGAGGGAAGAAGAUGCAGUGA
Messenger RNA from Letharia columbiana, 969 nucleotides. RefSeq lists its product as uncharacterized. The transcript has 2 exons. The coding region runs from base 1 to 969 and encodes 322 amino acids. NCBI's taxonomy places the organism in Eukaryota, Fungi, Ascomycota, Lecanoromycetes, Lecanorales, Parmeliaceae. The record is from RefSeq and is a predicted model, not a curated record.